UUCAACUCUACCUCACCUCUACCUCAACUCUACCCCACGUCUUGGCUGCAUGAUUGUCCCUCUAUAAACACACGACCACAGAGGUGGAUUUCUGCAGAAAUAUAAAAUGUUGCAUCAAAACCUGCACCUGAAACUAACGUAAAAACCACGACGGUCAUCGUUUCUACAUGUUUUAAUACAUAUGAUGUCUAUAUGUUGUACACAUGCAGGUGUUGGGAUGCCAAAUGAGCUGGACACCAUGGAGCACAGGUUGAAUCAUCUGGAGAGCAAAGUCAUGGAGGACUUGGGGAAGACUCCGGAUGUCGUCUGUGAGCUGAAGAGCCAGGUGGAGUCUUUCAAGAGGAAGCUGGAGAGUGUGAAGCACCUAAGCUGGAUGGGUCUCUUCAAGGAGGACAGCGACCAUCAGCUCUCCAACUUGUCCCCGAAACCCAAAAGCUCUCAGCUGAGUGUGCAGGAGCAGCGCCAACAGGUCCGCAGGAAGUUCCUCAACAUGAGCUCUCUGCAUGUGACAGAAGAAGUGAGGGAGCAUCUGAAAACUCCCAUCUUUGACAACUGGCAGUGGGAGGAGGCGGAGAUGCUGGUGCUCCUCCAGGUGAUGUUCAUCGACCUGGACUUCCUGAUGGCGUUCCACAUCCAGCUGGACGUCCUGCAGAACUUCCUGUUCGAGGUCUACUGCCACUACAACAACAUCCCGUUCCACAACUUCAGGCACUGCUUCUGCGUCACUCAGAUGCUGUACGGGCUCAUCUGGCUGACGGACCUCAGGAGUAAAAUAUCCAGAAUCGACCUGUUGAUCAUGUUGACCUCGGCUCUGUGCCACGACCUGGACCACCCCGGCUACAACAACGUCUACCAGAUCAACGCUCAGACCGACUUGGCUCUGCGCUACAACGACAUUUCCCCCCUAGAAAACCACCACUGUGCCGUCGCUUUCGGCAUCAUGACCAAGCCGGAGUGCAACAUCCUCAAAAACCUGAGCAGCGAUCAGUACAAACACAUCCGAGGAGGAAUGAUCAGGUGCAUUCUGGCCACCGACAUGGCGAGACACAACAACAUCCUCAACAAGUUCAGAAGCAUUCAACCGGUGUUCAACUUCACCAACAAGGAGCACAAGGAAGUGCUGAUGAACAUCAUGGUGAAGGUGAGCGACAUCUCCAACGAGGCGAGGCCGAUGGCGGUGGCCGAGCCCUGGCUGGACUGUCUGCUGCAGGAGUUCUUCAACCAGAGCGACACGGAGAAACUCAAAGGGCUCCCAGUGGCUCCUUUCAUGGACCGAGACAAAGUGUCCAGACCGUCCUCUCAGACCAGCUUCAUCCGGUUUGUCCUCCUGCCGCUCUUCACGGAGCUCACCAAGCUGUUCCCCUGCCUGGAGAAACAUAUUCUGGAGCCGGUGAGACGAGCCCUCGAAUAUUACUCUGACCUGGAGAGAGCCAGCAAGCAGGAGGAGGAGGGGAGGAGCAGCACAACAGGAGGAGCUGGUGGAGGAGAAGGAGGUAUAGGAGGAGCACAGGAUGAGAUUGUAUAGGAGGAAUACACUAGUCCAGAAUACUUUCCAUAUCAGGAUGUAAGACGGAUCUCCAGAAGUGAGUCAGAGGAAGUUCUGAUAUCUGAAGAAAGACUUCCUGAAUAUUAUAAUGAGCUCAGUUUCCUUCAAUAUUUAAGCUUUUAAAAACAUUUUAUAUGUUGUUGUUGAGAGUUUGUCUGAUAUUCUGAUAUUUGAGAUGUUUUCUCUCUGGUUUGAAAUUGUUUGUCAUUUAUUUUGAUUGAUGUGAAUCUAAAAGACAAUAAAUAUAAA
Anarrhichthys ocellatus (wolf-eel) is the source of this 1795-nucleotide messenger RNA. RefSeq names its product high affinity cGMP-specific 3',5'-cyclic phosphodiesterase 9A-like. Bases 182 to 1525 code for a protein of 447 amino acids. Gene Ontology annotation, biological process: signal transduction. The record is from RefSeq and is a predicted model, not a curated record. The transcript has 12 exons. Gene Ontology annotation, molecular function: 3',5'-cyclic-nucleotide phosphodiesterase activity. NCBI's taxonomy places the organism in Eukaryota, Metazoa, Chordata, Actinopteri, Perciformes, Anarhichadidae.